Messenger RNA from Chiloscyllium plagiosum (whitespotted bambooshark), 1683 nucleotides. It is a transcript of the gene timm44, whose product is annotated as translocase of inner mitochondrial membrane 44 homolog (yeast). The record is from RefSeq and is a predicted model, not a curated record. Lineage: Eukaryota; Metazoa; Chordata; Chondrichthyes; Orectolobiformes; Hemiscylliidae. Gene Ontology annotation, molecular function: protein-folding chaperone binding. Gene Ontology annotation, biological process: protein import into mitochondrial matrix. Gene Ontology annotation, cellular component: mitochondrial inner membrane.
CAAGCGUGAAUCGGUAUGCUUCUGUUUGUGUCACUUCCGUUGUGGUAGGUCAUUGUGCGGUAAGAUGGCGGCGGCCGGGAGCUGUGGCUACCAGAUGUGUCUAGCAAGAAGUAUUUACCUUUUGUCUACACGGUCACAAGUUCCAGUGCACAGCAGGACUAGAAUAUACAGAAUAUGCAACCGUUCCUGUAUAGUCCAAAAUCAGGUUCGAUGUUAUGCAUCAGAAGGGAGGAAAGGUUUUCUUACUGGCUUAUUAGACAAUAUCAAACAGGAAUUAGCAAAAAAUAAAGAAAUGAAGGACAGCAUUAAGAAAUUUCGUGAUGAAGCUAAAAGGUUAGAAGAAUCAGAGGCUCUGCAGAGAGCGAGGAAAAAAUAUAAAACUAUUGAAUCUGAGACAGUCAAAACCUCUGAAGUUCUUAAGAAAAAGUUGGAGGAGUUUUCAGAAACAGUUAAAGAGAGCCUGGAUGAAGUUGGUAAAUCUGAUAUCGGUAAGAAAAUUAGGGAAGGAGUAGAAGAAGCAGCAAAAUCAGCAAAGCAAUCUGCAGAAUCAGUCAGUAAAAGUGGGGAAAGGAUUGGCAAAACCACUGCAUUCAAAGCAAUAUCUCAGAGUGUUGAAUCCGUAAAGAAAGAGCUAGAUGAAAGUGUUCUCGGCCGGAGUGGAACGUACCGGUCACCGUCAUCACUGAGGAAGCGAACUGACUUUUCACAUGAUAAAACACAGGAAAAAGUAUUUGAACCAAAUGAAGAAGCUAUGGGGAUGGUUCUCCAUAAAGAUUCAAAAUGGUACCAGCAGUGGAAGGAAUUCAAGGACAAUAAUGUUGUCUUUAACAGGUUCUUUGAAAUGAAGAUGAAAUACGAUGAAAGUGACAACACAUUUAUUAGGGCAUCGAGAGCCAUAACAGACAAAGUCACUGAUUUGAUAGGGGGGCUGUUUUCUAAGACUGAAAUGUCAGAGGUGCUGACAGAAAUUCUGAAGGUUGACCCAAGCUUUGAUAAAGACACAUUUUUAAAGCAAUGCGAGAGGGACAUCAUUCCAAAUGUUCUGGAGGCUAUCAUGAGAGGCGAACUAGACGUUCUCAAGGAUUGGUGUUAUGAAGCAACUUACAGCCAGCUUGCACAACCCAUCCAGCAAGCCAAAGCCAUGAACCUUCAGUUCCGAUCCAAAAUACUUGACAUUGACAAUAUUGAUCUGGCUAUGGGGAAAAUGAUGGAGCAAGGACCCGUUCUAAUUAUCACCUUCCAGGCUCAGCUUGUCAUGGUCAUCAAGAACCACAAUGGAGAUGUGGUAGAGGGUGAUCCGGAUAAGGUAUUGAGGAUGCUUUACGUGUGGGCUCUUUGUAGAGAUCAAGAUGAGCUUAACCCAUAUGCUGCAUGGAGGCUCUUGGAUAUUUCUGCAUCAAGCUCAGAACAGAUCCUGUAAGGGAAAGGGCUUGUGCGUCAGGAUUUCUGCACUGUUCCAUCAUGAAAUGCCUCUACGUUUCUGCUGAAAUGUGGCCACGCCAUUUUGUCAAUACAACAUGUUUCAGCCAGUAGAGCCUUAAGACUCAAAGUUGCUGCUGUGUCACAUGAAGACUGAGAAGGUUUUGGUGCCCAGGUCCGUGGGUGACGGUGGCAGUAAAGCAUGCUUGCUAUCUUGUAAAUAAUUUGUAUUAAAUAAAAAGUAGAACUUUUUUUCUAACAGUA